UUUUUAUAUUUUAUAUUUUAUACUUUUUAUACUUCCACCCCCACUAGUAUCGAUUUCCUCAUCAAAAAGCCCUCAAAUCUAACUGGUUGACGAAUCUAAAACCAAAAUUUGUCGAUUCCGUUUGAUUUCCUUGGUUUGUGUGGAAAAUUUCAGCUGAGCAAUGAAUGGAGAUGCAAAAAGAAAUGGAGUAAAUGAUAAGAAUGAGAAGCAAAAUGAGGUUUUAAUGUGGGGUUAUUUCCCGGGAGUAGCAGAACAACGAUCUUCGUUGACUUCUCCGGCGAGUGUACGGUUUCCGGAGACGGAGGUAGUUAGGGACUCGUGGAAGGAUGUUAGUGCCGGCGGAUGCGGCUUCGGCAUGGCUAUUUCCGCCUUUGGAAAAAUAGUUACAUGGGGUUCAGCUGAUGAUCAAGGCCAAAGCUAUUUGACAUCGGGGAAGCAUGGGGAGACUCCAGAUAUAUAUCCUCUUCCAACUGCUGAUCUGAUUUUGCAAGCUGCUGCUGGUUGGGCUCACUGUGUUUCAGUAACAAAUAAAGGUGGAGUGUACGCUUGGGGUUGGAAGGAAUGUGUUCCAUCUGGAAAUCUCACUCGCAGUUGGACUGGUAUCCAAAACUGCGAAGUUGAAACUUCUACAAAGCAAAGUUCAAGAAUAAUUGGACAAGGGAGCCCUCAGUCUCAUACUCCAAAAUGUACCAGCGGUUCAAUGUCUUGUCCGAAUGAUAAACUAUCUGAAGAUGGGACUACGAAGCGAAGAAAACUGGUGUCUCAACAAGAAUUUGAUCUACCGAUAGCUGCGGAUGAAACACUUUCAAUGCCGCCCUGUCUUGUAAACUUAGAUCCUGGGGUGAAGAUCACAUCAGUUGCGGCUGGGGGGCGUCAUACUCUAGCACUAUCAGAUGUGGGACAGGUCUGGGGAUGGGGCUAUGGAGGCGAAGGCCAGCUUGGUCUAGGAUCUAGGAUAAAAACAGUGGCUACUCCCCAUCUAAUACCUUGUACUGAGUUAUCAUCAAAGGGAAUAGACAGCGGUGCCACAAAUGCAGCAACUGAAAAAGGCAAAACUGCAGCAAGUUAUAUAAAGACAAUUGCCUGUGGAGGCAGGCACAGUGUAGUGAUAACAGAUGCUGGUGUGCUUCUUGCUUUUGGCUGGGGACAGUAUGGACAGUGUGGACAGGGGAACACUAGCGAUUUGCUGCGACCAACUUGUGUGCCUUCUCUAAUGGGCACUCAGAUUGCAGCGGUUGCAGCUGGACUUUGGCAUACAAUAUGCAUAUGUGCCGAUGGUCGUGUUCGUGCCUUUGGUGGAAAUCAGUUUGGGCAGUUGGGUUUGGGAACAAAUUCUGAUCAGUGUGAGGUUGUUCCGAGGCUUCUAAAUGCUUCAGUACUGGAGAAUAAGAAAGCCAAAUUGGCAUCCUCUGGAGCUCGUCACAGUGCUAUACUGACAGAUGAUGGUAAAAUAUUCUGCUGGGGAUGGAACAAAUACGGUCAGCUUGGUCUUGGAGACACAGUCGACAGAAAUAUCCCGUCGGAGGUGCCUCUGAAAGAUCACAUGCCGAAGAACGUUGCUUGUGGUUGGUGGCAUACACUCUCACUGUGUGAAAAAAUCUCCUUGUCUGAGUAGUUGGUUUGCAUUUAAAUAUUAAUGUCUUUAAUCUUGCUAUAGAAUGUUUACGUUUUUAUCGAAGUUUGUACGAGUGUGUCGGAUGUUUAUCUCUGGGUUAUGCAUUCAUCUCUGGCUUGCUUUUGCUUAGGUAAGAUUAGUUUGAUUUCGGAAAAUUAUAAUUUUUUAGUCACUGGUGAUGCAAUGGAUGACUUCAAUUCUGUAUUAGUAAACUAAUACAUUAAUGGAGUGGGUGUAGUGUAGUCAUCAAAUACUCAACAACAUUUGCGCGAUUAAUUUAAUUAAUAAUUAAUAUGCCAAUUGUAAACAAAUGUUAAA
Messenger RNA from Erythranthe guttata (spotted monkey flower), 1933 nucleotides. The record is from RefSeq and is a predicted model, not a curated record. Lineage: Eukaryota; Viridiplantae; Streptophyta; Magnoliopsida; Lamiales; Phrymaceae.